Messenger RNA from Molossus molossus (Pallas's mastiff bat), 2576 nucleotides. RefSeq names its product phosphoenolpyruvate carboxykinase 1 (gene PCK1). The transcript has 10 exons. The coding region runs from base 123 to 1991 and encodes 622 amino acids. NCBI's taxonomy places the organism in Eukaryota, Metazoa, Chordata, Mammalia, Chiroptera, Molossidae. The record is from RefSeq and is a predicted model, not a curated record. Gene Ontology annotation, cellular component: mitochondrion; cytosol. Gene Ontology annotation, molecular function: GTP binding; manganese ion binding; phosphoenolpyruvate carboxykinase (GTP) activity. Gene Ontology annotation, biological process: response to starvation; cellular response to dexamethasone stimulus; hepatocyte differentiation.
UCCCAUUGGGAAAGCUCACCAGGGGAAGAACCCAAAGGCAAGCCUUGGGUCUCUAGCCGAGACUGCCCAGAGAGAAAGAAGGCGACCGUGGUGUCCGUGGCCCUCAGCACAACUCCGCAGAAAUGCCUCCUCAGCUUCCCAACAGCCUCAACUUCUCGGUCAAGGUCAUCCAGGGCACCCUGGACAGCCUGCCCCAGGCGGUGCGAGAGUUCGUGGAGAGCAAUGCCAAGCUGUGCCAGCCCGAAAGCAUCCACAUCUGUGACGGCUCCGAGGAGGAGAACCGGCGGCUGCUGCAUCAAAUGGAGGAGCAGGGGACCAUCAGGAGGCUGAAGAAGUAUGACAACUGCUGGCUGGCUCUCACUGACCCCAGGGACGUGGCCAGAAUCGAAAGCAAGACGGUCAUCAUUACCCAAGAGCAAAGAGACACCGUGCCCAUCCCCAAAAGCGGCCUCAGCCAACUGGGUCGCUGGAUGUCGGAGGAGGACUUUGAGAAAGCAUUCAGUGCCCGAUUUCCAGGGUGCAUGAAAGGUCGCACCAUGUACGUCAUCCCGUUCAGCAUGGGGCCGCUGGGCUCGCCUCUGGCCAAGAUGGGCGUGGAGCUGACCGACUCGCCCUACGUGGUGGCCAGCAUGCGCAUCAUGACGAGAAUGGGGACACCUGUCCUGGAAGCCCUGGGCGACGGAGAAUUCGUCAAGUGUCUCCAUUCCGUGGGGUGCCCCUUGCCUCUAAAAAAGCCUUUGGUGAACAACUGGGCCUGCAACCCGGAGCUGACCCUCAUUGCCCACCUGCCCGACCGCAGAGAGAUCAUCUCCUUCGGGAGCGGGUACGGCGGGAACUCGCUCCUCGGGAAGAAGUGCUUUGCCCUCAGGAUGGCCAGCCGGCUGGCCAAGGAGGAGGGCUGGCUGGCCGAGCACAUGCUGAUCCUGGGCAUAACCAACCCCGAGGGCCAGAAGAAAUACUUCGCGGCGGCCUUCCCCAGCGCCUGUGGGAAGACCAACCUGGCCAUGAUGAACCCCACGCUGCCCGGCUGGAAGAUAGAGUGCGUGGGCGACGAUAUCGCCUGGAUGAAGUUUGACCAGCAAGGUAACCUGAGGGCUAUCAACCCCGAAAACGGAUUCUUCGGAGUUGCGCCGGGAACCUCUGUGAAGACUAACCCCAACGCCAUCCAGACCAUCCAGAAGAACACCAUCUUCACCAACGUGGCCGAGACCAGUGACGGCGGCGUUUACUGGGAGGGCAUCGACCAGCCGCUGGCCCCUGGGGUCAGGCUGACCUCGUGGAAGAACAAGGAAUGGAGCCCUGAGGAUGGGGAACCAUGUGCCCAUCCCAACUCGCGGUUCUGCACCCCCGCCAGCCAGUGCCCCAUCAUCGACCCUGCCUGGGAGGCUCCCGAGGGCGUGCCCAUUGAGGGCAUCAUCUUUGGAGGGCGCAGACCUGCUGGUGUCCCUCUCGUCUACGAAGCUCUCAACUGGCAGCAUGGGGUGUUUGUGGGGGCGUCCAUGAGAUCCGAGGCCACGGCGGCUGCAGAACACAAAGGCAAAGUCAUCAUGCACGACCCCUUUGCCAUGCGGCCCUUCUUUGGCUACAACUUCGGCAAAUACCUGGCCCACUGGCUCAGCAUGGCCCAGCGCCCCGCCGCCAAGCUGCCCAAAAUCUUCCAUGUCAACUGGUUCCGGAAGGACAAGGAAGGCAAGUUCCUCUGGCCCGGGUUUGGAGAGAACUCGCGGGUGCUGGAGUGGAUGUUCAACCGCAUCGACGGCAAGGGCGGCGCCAAGCUCACGGCCAUCGGCUACAUCCCCGAGGAGGGGGCCCUGAACCUAAAAGGCCUGGGGCAGGUGAACAUGAAGGAGCUCUUUGACAUCUCCAGAGAGUUCUGGGAGAAGGAGGUGCGGGAGGUGCAGACCUACCUGGAGGAGCAGGUGAACGCCGACCUCCCCUACGAAAUCGAGAGGGAGCUCCAGGCUCUGAAGCAGAGAGUCAGCCAGAUGUAAGCAGACCCAGAGCGCACCCCUCAAAUCACCCCCUUUCCAGUCCGUGAGGUGUGCUGGGAGCACGAGAGAGUGAGUUUCCUGAUGAGACCCCCUGCCACAGACAACGACCACACCGAUGGGCAUGUCCGACGGACACUUGAAUCGUUCAGAUGAGACCACAGGGUGGGGGCUAGUAGCUAACGAGGCUGGGAAGGGGAAUCUUAGCACGUCUCCCAAAUUCACAAUCCCGGGCACAUUUGUUCAAUCUUAAGGACACUCAGGCGUAUUGUCAUUUUUCACUUUAGCUAUGUCAGUUAACUGGAAUGCACAGAAGACAAAAAUACUUGAGCUGUAUUUAUGAGUGUGUGUGUGAUGUGAGUGUGUGCAUGUGUGUGAAUGUACUGUUAUCUAAAAUAUAUUUAAUACCUUUGGAAAAUUCUUGGGCAAGAUUACCUACUAGUCGUUACUAGAAAGAAAUGUCGCUUUAUUAUUAAUAUGUGUGUUUAAAUUAUUUUUAUAUACGUCGUUCCUUACCUUUGCAUAAUUUCACUUUCCCCCUGAACACUUCUUGGAAAAUUACAAAAUAAACUUUUCUAGGAAGACAGA